Pezoporus flaviventris is the source of this 969-nucleotide messenger RNA. RefSeq names its product keratin, type II cytoskeletal 8-like. The coding region runs from base 88 to 915 and encodes 275 amino acids. Lineage: Eukaryota; Metazoa; Chordata; Aves; Psittaciformes; Psittacidae. The record is from RefSeq and is a predicted model, not a curated record. The transcript has 7 exons. Gene Ontology annotation, cellular component: keratin filament.
UCCCCAAGGUAUGAAGAGGAGAUCAACCACCGCACCGAGAAGGAAAAUGAGUUUGUGCUGCUCAAGAAGGACGUGGACGAGGCGUACAUGAGCAAGGUGGAGCUGGAGGCGCGGCUGGAGAGCCUGACCGACGAGAUCAACUUCCUGCGGCAGCUCUACGGGGAGGAGCUGCGGGAGCUGCAGCGGGCGGCGCCGGGCGCGGCUGUGGUGCUCUCCAUGGACAACAACCGCAGCCCCGACCUGGCGGCGGUGCUGGACGAGGCGCGGGCGCAUUACGAGGACAUCGCCGCACGCGGCCGCGCCGACGCCGAGGCCCGGUGCAAGGGCAAGUACGAGGAGCUGCGGACGGCGGCCGGGCAGCGCGGGGCCGACCUGCUCAGCACCCGCGGCCGCAUCCAGGAGCUGAACCGGCUCAUCCAGCGCUGCCAGGCCGAGCUCGAGGCGCUGCGGGGACAGCGAUCCAGCCUGGACUCGGCCAUCGCCGAGGCUGAGGAACGCGGGGAGCUGGCCCUCAAGGAUGCCAGGGCCAAGCUGGAGGAGCUGGAGGCAGCCCUGCAGAAGGCCAAGCAGGACAUGGCCCGGCAGCUCCGUGAGUACCAGGAGCUCAUGAACGUCAAACUGGCCCUGGACAUCGAGAUCGCGACCUACAGGAAGCUGCUGGAGGGAGAGGAGAGCAGGUUGGAGGUGGGGGUGCAGAACCUCAGCAUCCACACCAAGCCCUCGGGAUACCCAGGCAGCCUCGGGGGGGGCUUUGGGGUCUCCUCAGGGGGGGGCCCGUGCUUGUCCCUGCCUCUGCCCCCCCCCUCGCCCGCGGAGCCGGCGCCCCCCCCCCGCGCCCGCGCCAUCGUCAUCAAGAAGAUCGAGACCCGCGACGGGAAACUGGUGUCCGAGAGCGCGGACGUGCUCAGUGCAUGAGGACCCCCCAUGGACCCCCCCAUAGACCCCUAUGGACCCCCCAUGGACCCCCCA